Molecule: messenger RNA, 406 nt
Organism: Funneliformis geosporum
Lineage: Eukaryota; Fungi; Glomeromycota; Glomeromycetes; Glomerales; Glomeraceae
Source: the annotation of a GenBank genome assembly
AUUUCCUAAUAAUCAUGUUGAAUUCAGUAAAAUUGCAAGAAAAUUUAAAAGAAAAGCUGGUAUUCUAUAUACAAAAGGUUUUUAUUCUAUUGUUUUACAAGCAGUUAUUGAUUCUUCUGGAAAGUUUAUUGAUAUUUUUGUGGGAUAUUCUGGCUUAACUCAUGAUAGUAGAAUAUUUCAUAAUUCACCAUUAUAUCAUAAAUUUAGUUCUUCUAGUUCUUUAGUUAUUCCUACAAAUGUAUACAUUUUAGGUGAUGCAGGUUAUCCUUGUAAAAAUUGGUUACUUACACCAUAUCAUGAUAAUGGAAUAUUAACAGCAAUACAAACAUAUUAUGAUGUCAAACAUUCUCAAACUCGUAUAGGUGUAGAACAAGCAUUUGGAAGAUUAAAAUCAAGAUUUAAUUAA